Molecule: messenger RNA, 1350 nt
Organism: Spodoptera exigua (beet armyworm)
Lineage: Eukaryota; Metazoa; Arthropoda; Insecta; Lepidoptera; Noctuidae
Source: the annotation of a GenBank genome assembly
AUGCCUAAUAGAGACAGAAAAGAGGGUGCGACCAAGGAGAUCGGUACAGCGUUAACCCGCGUCUGCUUACGUCACAGAGCCAUUGAGACCAGGAUGAAGACGUUUAUAAGCGCCCUAAUGGAUACCCUAAUAACUCCACUAUCAGAACGCGCUGACGAAUGGCGUCGCGGGACCUGUACUACUGGGGCACUGGGCCGAGAACACGCGAGGGAGUGCAAGCGUGCUCGAGCUGAACUUAGACGCCGUGUCACAGAGGCACAAAGGCACGCGAGGAAGGCUAGGAGAGCGCCCCCUGACGCGAAAAGACGGGCUGAUGUUUGCAUGCAGGACAUUCAAGAACGUAAGCAACAGUUGGAGGAGAUGGAGGAGAAAGCAGUGAAGGCCGCGCUCAUCGAGGAACGAAGCCGCUUCUGUCACUUCGUGUCGCUCCUAAACCCCGUUGUGGAAUCUGAAGUGGCAAUGUUAGCGGAGGUUGGUCAUUUACAAGAAGGAAGCGAGCAGCUCAUCAGACACACAGCUGAGCCUAGGACACUACCAGCUGCCAGUUUACAGGUGAUAUGCGACAUAAAGUCCUGCUACAGCGGUUGGGCUGAGAGUGGGUCGGCGCCGCAUUCCCCAUCGGCCUCAUCCCGUCUCGGAAGCCGCAAGUCAUCGCUCACCUCAAUAUCUUCAUUGAACAGCCAGUGUUCUGAUCAGCAGCAUGGUGUAUCCGGUUCAACAGUGAGUUGCUCGACCCCGAUAUCGAACGCGUCCUCAGCGGGCACCAUCCCUGCCCCUUCCAGCGACUCUCAACACUGUCUCACACAGGGUUCAGACAAUCAGAGCGUUAGUAGCGAGUGUAUGACUCAGGCCAAGAGCCACACCGAAGACGAACAUACGGACGAUGGACACGAUGGCAUCAGUAAUGCAGCAUCAGCGACUUGGCCCGAUCUCAAAGACACGGCGCAGUUCGAGAGAGCCGCCUCUGCCAUCAUGGGCGGAAGACCGCAUACAAUUUCUGCAGCGUACGAGCGCGGUCACCCCCGCGCGGCGCUGAGCGUGCACACGUUUACUUCGGAGGUGGACGCAAGGGAUACACACAUCUACGCUCGCCCGCCCUUGCCUACCAGAUGUUCCUCCCUGGAACGUCCCGCAGUCCCCAAUAAGUCGGGCAACGCCAACACGUGCCAGCAAGAGUUCAAACCGAGCAAGCCAUCCUCACUGCCACCUCAUCUUACUAAAGAAAUGCCGCAAGCGCUGUACGUGAACAUGUCGGAGCUGGCGACCCUGGCCGCGUCGCGCGCCCAGCAACACAACGCCGAGCAUCCGCCGCAGGAGAAGGUACGAGCCAGCUGUACAUUCAUGUUCUAG